Messenger RNA from Sclerotinia trifoliorum, 1623 nucleotides. NCBI's taxonomy places the organism in Eukaryota, Fungi, Ascomycota, Leotiomycetes, Helotiales, Sclerotiniaceae. The record is from the annotation of a GenBank genome assembly.
AGCCGAACCACCAGCCGAAAACUCAAAAGAAACGUAAAAACCGUUCCCCAAAAUUAGUUGAUCCUACCUACUCGUAGGUAGGUAGCUUCACGCUUCACAUUGUUUUACACUAAAAACUACACAGCCACAAGCGGCUCAUCCGGUGCACCGACAAAAAUUUAUGAAAAACCCUUCAUCUUGUGGUCCCUACUAGCAGGAAUGCUUUGGGUGCCGUUCUUGGAAGCUGACUCAGCAUCACAACCCGACCAGGAACUUUGACGCUACCAUCCAUCUACCGUGUAUCUUCGCUCCAGCAUACCCAUUCCGCCACACCAUUCCGCGACCAACCCAACCCUAGCAACAAUUUCAACCCAUCACUAGCAAUCCCAAUCGCUCAACCCUGGUCACCAUAGCCUCCAGCUGUUCGAGACGCCAUACCACACCCGCUUUCCUCACUUUAUUCACCCUCUGUCCAGCUCCCCCAAUAUACCACCACCUCAAACCAAAACCCAAACCCAAAAUGUCCCCUCACCUACCCAUCUUCUUCAAACCCUACCCUAGAACACAUUCCUCAACACCACAUCGCCCUCUACCGCAAUAUCCAAAAUGCUUCAUUCCUCCACCAACAAUUACUUAGUGGAAAUACCGAUUUUGAAUAUGCGUUUAUUGAUGCUAGUGUUGUAUGUUAUUUCCCCUUUUAUCUCUCCUUCUUCGCUCCCGUUUCCUCCUUUUAUUCCUUUUUCCCAUCCCUUUCGGCUUCUUCUCUUUUCCCGCUCACGAGCCCUCUACCCUCCAUCAACAAUUUUGAUAGUGGGGCGGUAUAUCACGUGACAAUCGCUGACAUCAAUACAAUUUACAAGGUCAUGUCAAAAUUGCAUAUCUUAGCAGCCUCCUAUAGAGCGAUUAACGAUGCAUUAGAAGGGCGAUUAAAGAGUCGAAAUAUACACUCGGAAAUAGUUUUUUCGUUGAGUAUGAAUAAUAAUGUAUGUUCGCUCUCCUUAUUCCCGCUUAUUUCAUCUCCUAUCCAUCUACUGGGUAUACACAUGCCACAUCAUACCAAAUUAUCAUUUUUGGACUCAUCUCAUAUUGGUUAUGAUUGUGUUAAUAAAUUCCACAACCCCAUCUAACAAUGCCCCCCCAAGAUCGCAGAAUCCUUCCGCCGCUUCGGUAUAACCCCCUCUACAACCUCCCUCCUAGUAGUAAAAGUAGCACCCGCAUCAUCCGCCUCUCAAAUCUCAGAACAUCUCUCUUCAUCCAUCGAAGGAGAAGCCGUUCCGUUCGAAGAUGGAACGUUAAGCAAAAUGACCGAUAUUGCGCGGGUGAAGAAACUGUAUAAGUUGAACGCUAGCGGUGGUGGCGGUGGAAAGAAAGGGGCAGUAAAUGGCGUGAGUGAGAAGAUACAGGAUGAAAGAAAAGAAUUAGAGAUUAUGGUUCUGGGAGCUAUGGCUUUGAGAGGUGCUACUAAUUAGAGCGCUUGCGUGGGAAAAUGAAAUGAAUAGUUAUCUGAUUUUGAACAUUAUCAUGUCCCGGAUAUUGAUCUCAUCAGUGUUCUUUUCCAUGUUUCGCUAUCCCACCCUGUCGUCGCCCAGCAUUCAACAUCAAUUAGCCAGUGGAUUCAUACCCCAACUAGUACUUCAGAACUCG